Carya illinoinensis is the source of this 1748-nucleotide messenger RNA. Its product is annotated as auxin-responsive protein IAA9-like. Bases 240 to 1349 code for a protein of 369 amino acids. NCBI's taxonomy places the organism in Eukaryota, Viridiplantae, Streptophyta, Magnoliopsida, Fagales, Juglandaceae. The transcript is spliced from 7 exons. Gene Ontology annotation, biological process: regulation of DNA-templated transcription. The record is from RefSeq and is a predicted model, not a curated record. Gene Ontology annotation, molecular function: protein binding. Gene Ontology annotation, cellular component: nucleus.
UAGCUCUCUCUCUCUAUCCCCCCCCCCCCCCCCCCCCCCCCCCCUUUCUCUCUCUCUCUCUCCGUCUCCGAGCUUCUUCUCUCUCCAAAACCAAACCCAGCAAAUCGAUAUUUUUCUCGGUAGCCACUGCCUCACAAAUUAUAAGUUUCUUCAGACUAUAAAAAGAAUUUCGGUAUUUUGAGGUUUUGCAAAAUUUGGCUGGGUAAAAUAAAAAUUGGAGCUUUUCAGUGUAAGUUCCAAUGUCACCUCCACUGCUUGGUGCUGGGGAGGAGGAAGGCCAGGGCAAUGUCACUUUAAUGGCUUCCUCCUCCUCACUUGACAGCUUAAGCCGCAAUAGUUUUGAAUUGAAAGAGCGCAACUACAUGGGUUUAUCUGAUUGUUCCUCAGUGGACAGCUCAGUGGUAUCCACUGUGGCUGAUGAGACUAAAAGUAGUAGUCUCAAUGUGAAGGCUACAGAACUGAGGCUUGGACUUCCUGGAUCCCAGUCUCCUGAAAGAGAUCCAGAACUCUGCUUGCCAAGUUCCACUCAACUAGAUGAGAAACCCCUCUUCCCAUUGCAUCCUUUGAAUGAUGGCCACUACUCUUCUACACAGAAGAGUGUUGCCUCAGGCAGCAAAAGAGGGUUCUCCGAUGCUAUGCAUGGAUUCUCAGAGGGGAAAUAUCUUGCUAAUUCAGAGGUAAAAGUGAUGCUGUCUCCAAGGCCUUCUUCAAAUUUGGGACUUAAAGCUGGUUCUAUUCUCGAGAACCUUGGGACUCAACCAGCAAACACAAAAGAGGUAGCACCACCAAAAAUAGUACAAGAGAGGCCUCACGCUGCUAUUGAACCCCGAGCAAGUAAUAAUGGUUCUGCAAAUAGUAAUAGCAGUGCUCCUGCUACAAAGGCACAGGUUGUGGGUUGGCCACCUAUAAGAUCAUAUAGGAAGAACUCAUUGACUAUUACUUCAAAGAACAAUGAUGAAGUAGAUGGAAAAGUGGUGCCUGGAGCUCUGUUUAUCAAGGUCAGCAUGGAUGGUGCUCCUUAUUUGAGGAAAGUGGACUUAAAACAUUACUCUGCAUACCAGGACCUGUCUUCUGCACUUGAAAAGAUGUUCAGCUGUUUUACCAUUGGUCAAUAUGGAUCUCAUGGAACUCUGGGCAGGGAGGUGCUGAGUGAGGUCAAACUGAAGGAUCUGCUUCAUGGAUCCGAAUAUGUUCUUACCUACGAAGAUAAAGAUGGUGACUGGAUGCUUGUGGGUGAUGUCCCCUGGGAGAUGUUUAUUGGUACAUGCAAGAGGCUGAGAAUCAUGAAGGGUUCUGAUGCUAUUGGCCUAGCUCCAAGGGCCGUGGAGAAGUGCAGGAACAGGAACUAGCUAGCUCUGGACAUGAUUAAUCCUAUCCUUCCAGCAGCCCACUAGAAGAUGAGAAGGUAAAGAAGCAAAUCAACCAGAGUUUAGUUGGAGGAUGAGUCAAUGAAGAAUGGUAGGUUGUUGGAUUGGGUAGGAGAUCUUGCCUUGGCUGCUUUUACUAUGUUACCUUUUAUUUAUGUUUUUCUGCCAUGGAAUUAAUAUUCUUGUGGGCAAUUUCAAGUUUGUUAUAUUUGUAGGACUCCCAAGACCUUAUGUAUGUGGGAGUACGUUUGUUGUUCUUCUAUCUGUGCAAGUCUUGUUCCGGUACAGAAUUCUUAGUUUGUAAAGUGCGUUGGUCUGUGAACUCUACUCUGUUAUGUAUGCGUGUAUGAUCAAAGACCUCCAAGUUUUCUGUCGGCUUGA